AUGGAACACAAAAGUUUCGUGUCGCAAAACCUCAUCCGCCUCACGGGCGCGUCAGACCCUACUGUCGUCGACUUCGUUCUCGCAACCGCCAGCUCAUCCAAGUCAACCUCCUCCCUCACAGAUACGCUUUCAUCCUUCCUCGACGCUCCCAAUUCCGCCGAUGUCGGUACCUUCGCUCGAGAUCUCCAUAGUCGCAUGGGCAAGGGCCCCCAACCUGCGUCCGUGGCCAAGCCUGCGGUGAACAAAGAAUCAUCAAAAAAGAAAUACCGCCUAGUGGAAAUGGACGAAGAUCAACCAGAUCCCACCUCAUUAGGACCCAUUAAUGUCGAGGCUGACCGCGAGCGAGAGCGACGGAAAAGACGCGAGAGAGACAGUGAUAAGGACAGAAGUAGGAACAAGCGCGAGGAGCCCCGAAGCCGAGAAACAGACGACAGUCGAAAACGCGAUCGUAGUCGGGAUGGGGAGAGCCGCGACCGACCGCGCACCAAAAAGCUCCGCAAGAAAGAUGAUGACUUCGAGGAUAGAUGGGGCGACGAGGAAAUCCCCGAAGACCAAUAUGAGGGCGAACAGGAGGGAUUCGAAGAGUCACCCUCGAAGCGGACACGACUUGACGAUGGCUCUGCUUCGCCCCGUCCGGCGGACGAUAUCGAUCCCAAGACCCAGGAAGAGAUUGAUCGCCAGCGAGAUCUGCGCGAACGAGACGAGUUCGCGAAGCGGUUGGCCAGCAAGGACAAUAGCAAAACGAAGAAGAUUGUGGAGGACCGCACGCGCGAUGGAGAGGCUGCACGCCGGCGUGCGCUGGCGGAUGAUGCCAGUUCGCGGGCUGCGAUGAUGCCUGAUUUGCGGGAGAGAUCUCGACAGGAGUACUUGAAGAAGCGUGAGACGGAACGUCUGGCGCUGUUGCGACGACAGGUUGUCGAGGAAGCUGCUGAGUUGCGCGAGAAUCCUAAUCUUUCUCGAAAGGAGAAAGAGGAGUUUGCGCGCAACAGAGAGGUCCUCCGGAUUGCCGAGGAACGACUUCGAAUAGACGACCACCGUGAUGGGUACAUGAUGCCCGACGACUAUAUUACGGAGAAGGGAAAAAUCGAUCGCAAAAAGAAGGAAGACGCUCUGUAUAAGCGGUACGUUGAGCGUGAUGAGCUGGGCCAGGAACGGUUCGUGACUGAGCACGAGGAAUGGGAGCUCGAACAAGCUGCCAAGGCUAAGGCGCAGAUUAAGAAGGCUGAGUUUGUUGAUGAGGGAGACUAUGAAUAUGUUUUCGACGAUUCACAGCAGAUCAACUUUGUUAUGGAUGCCAAGCUUGAUGGGACGCAGAAGCCGAUGACCAAGGAGCAACUUCAAUUCAAGGAGCAGGUCGAUGCAGCCGAAAAGAAGGCUACUACUAUGGAAGAGACCCGUAAGAGUCUACCUAUCUACCAAUUCCGUGAUCAGAUCAUCCAGGCCGUGGCCGACCAUCAGGUCCUGAUCAUUGUUGGUGAAACCGGUUCUGGAAAGACGACCCAAAUCCCGCAGUAUCUCCAUGAGGCCGGUUAUACGAAAGACGGUCUGAAGAUCGGGUGCACACAGCCGCGACGAGUUGCUGCCAUGAGUGUUGCUGCGCGUGUGGCAGAGGAAAUGGGCACGAAGAUCGGAAAUGAGGUUGGCUAUGCUAUUCGAUUUGAAGACAAUACGAGCGACAAGACCAUUCUCAAGUACAUGACUGAUGGAAUGUUGCUGCGAGAACUGUUGACCGAGCCUGAUCUGAGUCAGUACUCGGCUUUGAUGAUCGACGAGGCUCACGAACGGACGGUGCCGACUGAUAUUGCCUGUGGUCUGCUCAAGGAUAUUGCAAAGGCACGACCUGAUUUGAAGCUUCUCAUUUCCUCGGCCACUAUGGACGCACAGAAGUUCCAGAAGUACUUUGACGAUGCACCUAUUUUCAAUAUUCCUGGUCGUCGCUACCCUGUUGACGUGCACUACACUUCGCAGCCCGAAGCCAAUUAUCUCGCUGCGGCCAUUACUACCGUCUUCCAGAUCCACGUCACCCAGGGUCCUGGAGACAUUCUGGUUUUCUUGACUGGUCAAGAGGAAAUUGAAGCUGCGGAGCAGAGUUUACAAGAAACAGCUCGAAAGUUAGGGAGCAAGAUUCCGGAGAUGAUCAUUGCUCCCAUCUAUGCCAACUUGCCGUCCGAGCUACAGACCAAGAUCUUUGAGCCUACACCACCUAAGGCGCGAAAGGUGGUCCUUGCCACCAAUAUUGCUGAGACCAGUCUGACCAUCGAUGGCAUUGUCUACGUCAUUGACCCCGGCUUCGUCAAGGAAAAUGUAUUCAACCCCCGCACAGGUAUGGAGAGCCUGGUAGUUACACCAUGCUCGCGAGCCUCAGCCAACCAGCGAGCCGGUCGUGCUGGUCGUGUUGGACCCGGUAAAUGCUUCCGCCUGUACACCAAGUGGGCGUACUACAACGAGUUGGAGGAGAACACCACACCAGAGAUUCAACGGACCAACCUGAACGGUGUCAUCCUGAUGCUGAAAUCACUGGGUAUCGACCAGCUUCUCGACUUCGACUUCAUGGACCCGCCUCCAGCCGAGACCAUCAUCCGCGCCCUGGAGCAGCUCUACGCUCUAGGCGCUCUCAAUGACCGCGGCGAACUGACCAAGGUUGGCCGACAAAUGGCCGAGUUCCCCACGGACCCAAUGCUUGCCAAAGCCAUUCUCGCCUCCGACAAAUACGGUUGUGUCGAAGAAGUUCUUUCAAUUGUCUCCAUGCUUGGCGAAGGCAGCGCCCUUUUCUUCCGACCAAAAGACAAAAAGAUCCACGCGGAUAGCGCCCGCAACCGCUUCACUAUCAAGGAAGGCGGCGACCACCUCACCCUCCUCAAUGUCUGGAAUCAAUGGGUGGACUCGGACUUCAGCACGAUCUGGGCCAAAGAAAACUUCCUGCAACAGCGCAGUCUCACUCGGGCCCGCGACGUCCGCGACCAACUUGCCAAACUCUGCGACCGAGUCGAGGUUUCUAUCAGUACGUGCGGUGCUACGAAUAUCCAACCUAUUCAGAAAGCUAUUACGGCAGGAUUCUUCCCCAAUGCGGCCAGACUCCAGCGUGGUGGUGAUAGUUAUCGAACUAUUAAGAAUGGGCAGUCGGUGUACUUGCAUCCUUCUAGCACUCUUAUGGAGGUCAAUCCCCGUUGGGUGAUUUACUUCGAAUUGGUCCUUACUAGUAAGGAGUAUAUGCGGAGUAAUAUGCCUUUACAGGCGGAGUGGUUAGUUGAGGUUGCACCGCAUUAUUAUAAGAAGAAGGAUUUGGAGAGCCUUGGGUUGGAUCGGAAGGUAUCUAAGGGACAGGGAGCAGUUGGGGAGAAGAAGUAG
Molecule: messenger RNA, 3348 nt
Organism: Penicillium soppii
Lineage: Eukaryota; Fungi; Ascomycota; Eurotiomycetes; Eurotiales; Aspergillaceae
Product: putative mRNA splicing factor RNA helicase (Cdc28)
Exons: 1
Coding region: 1-3348 (1115 amino acids)
Cellular component (GO): catalytic step 2 spliceosome; intracellular anatomical structure
Molecular function (GO): RNA binding; ATP binding
Source: RefSeq, a predicted model, not a curated record